Messenger RNA from Salvelinus namaycush (lake trout), 5214 nucleotides. It is a transcript of the gene flvcr1, whose product is annotated as FLVCR heme transporter 1. The coding region runs from base 1383 to 2996 and encodes 537 amino acids. Gene Ontology annotation, molecular function: heme binding; heme transmembrane transporter activity. The transcript is spliced from 10 exons. The record is from RefSeq and is a predicted model, not a curated record. Gene Ontology annotation, biological process: heme export; erythrocyte differentiation; mitochondrial transport. Gene Ontology annotation, cellular component: membrane; mitochondrion. NCBI's taxonomy places the organism in Eukaryota, Metazoa, Chordata, Actinopteri, Salmoniformes, Salmonidae.
GGCCGUCAUUGAAAAUAAGAAUUUGUUCUUAACUGGCUUGCCUAGUUAAAAAAAGGACAAAAGAAAACAUGUAAUAACAUCCAGAAAUCCUGUUUCUGUUUGGUCAGGUUCACAUCAGCAGACACUAACAUCACUAUCUAUGGACACACAACACACUCAGCAGUCUUUGGCAAUGCUUACGGCUUUCUUCGAAGUGUUUUCGCUCCGGGUAUUUCGUGACAUGUCCUGCAGCUGUCCAAGCAGACCGUUGCUCCGGAGUCACUGCCUGGAGCGACUUGAAGUCGCAGGUGUUCUGCAAAUGACAGUCAAAAUGUCUCUUCUCUGCUCUUUCCCAAAACUUGCUGUCAAUCUCUACUCGACACCACGUUUCUCGUAGCGUGUUUAAUUCGAAUAGGGCACCCUCUUUAUAUUUUGACAUGUUUGAUAGGCUUUACAACAUCACAAUAGCAAGUAGCAGCCAAAUGACGUGGGGCGUAAUGAGCGCAUUGUAGUCUUUAGCCGCGCGGCGGUUUCCAUGGAUCUGGAAACCUGAGAAUUUCGCGCAACAAUGCAAACUGUGACAACGUGGAAGUGUAGUGAUGUAGGCCUGCGUGUGCCAGUGCAUCUUGAAACGUAUUUAAUCGUGGUAAAUCUGAGGACGAAUUGAAGACCGCAUUUUCAAAAACAUAAUGAAUAAAUUCAUCUCCCAUCUACAAAUUUAAGGUCUACAAUUAGCAGAGAAAAUGGAUUUGUUAGGCCUAUGUCAUUGAGGUGGAUGAUUUUAUUACACAUUUUAUGCAUAGAUUGUCUCAAUCGUUUGUUUUUCAGUGCGAGUAUCCUACUGUACAGUAUAUGCUAGGCAGGUCUAUUAGGUUAACCUAAGAUUAGGAUUAGGGAGAGAUAAUGAGGAGACCAUGUGUCACUAAUGAACACAUACACCUUUGAACAACCUCAAUUCUAUUGAAGAAAUUAUCCAGUUUAUUUGAAUGCAUAAAGAGGCCGGUGAGCACUUCUUCCAUUCACAUGUCCCGGACUGGUUGGGGAUAAUAACCGCCAUAGCCCUCCAAAUCAGGUAUUUUGAUUGGUCGGAGUCAUCAUCCGAAGGCCUCUAUAUUUGAGUUGUCUGAUGUAAAUGCGCCCUGCCUUACAGUACUCUCCACUCCCAUGCACUGAACAAAAGCGGCACGGACAUACUAGACUAUAGCAGGACCAUGCGAAAGAAGGCGCUUAUGUGAGCGAAUACAGAUAGAUAGCCUACAAUAUUUUUAAAUGACUUAUUCAUAAAACGGUGUGAAUAGUUGUAUUAUCUACUAACUGAAUGUUGGAUCUGCCCUAUUUUGCGUAAACGUGCUUCCUGACUUUAGGGUAUAGGCUAUAGAGAUAGGCGACGUUGGCGCAGCAUCAUGGUGGCUGGCGAGUUGGUACAGGAGCAUCUGCGACGUGACAACGCACCUGACGAAAUAGACAUCUCAUGCAAGAGCUCGGUGCAUAACGGGGCAGUCCCAAUAGGGGAUCAGUACACCGAUCUAACGAAUGGAUCGGCACAUCUGACAGAACUGGACUCGAAGGCGUUGGAACAAGAGAUCCCUCCAGGUGAGAAGCAGGCUAUGCUUCCUGGAGAGGAAAAAGGUAUCGAAACGAAACUCUAUUGGAGAAGAUUCGCCGUUUUAGCUGUGUUCAGCUUUUACUCCCUCGUCAACGCAUUUCAAUGGAUCCAGUACAGCAUCAUCACCAACAUUUUUACCCACUUCUACAAUGUAUCCAGCGACAAGAUCGACUGGCUGUCCAUUGUAUACAUGGUCGCGUAUGUGCCUUUGAUAUUCCCGGCAACAUGGUUACUGGAUAAAAAAGGACUGAAACUGACAGCCCUUAUGGGCGCGGGUUUGAACUGCGUCGGUGCCUGGGUGAAAUGCGCCAGCGUCCGGCCAGAUCUGUUCGGUGUGACAAUGACCGGACAGAUAAUAUGUUCCAUAGCCCAAGUCUUCAUUCUCGGGCUGCCCUCUAAGAUUGCAUCAGUGUGGUUUGGCCCGAAGGAGGUGUCUACUGCAUGUGCCACUGCCGUGCUGGGUAACCAGCUGGGCACUGCCAUUGGCUUCCUGCUUCCACCUGUCCUGGUCCCCAACACUGUGGAAGACAUAGAGCUGAUGGGACACAACAUCAGCGUUAUGUUUUAUGGGACGGCUGUAGUCUCCACUGCUUUCUUCAUCUUGACUGUAAUUGUCAUGAAAGACAGACCCUCACUACCUCCCAGCCAAGCUCAGGCUGUCCUGCCUGACUGUGCUCCUGAAGACUACUCCUACAGGCAGUCCAUCAUCAAUCUGUUCAAGAACAAACCUUUCAUCCUACUGCUCAUCAGUUAUGGUAUCAUGACUGGUUCUUUCUACUCUGUGUCAACACUUCUCAAUCAGAUGAUUAUGGCUUGUUACGAGAACCAGGAACUGAAUGCAGGCAGGAUUGGUCUCACCCUUGUGGUGGCUGGAAUGGUGGGCUCCAUCAUCUGUGGACUGUGGUUGGAUCACACCAAAACCUACAAAAUGACCACUUUGUUUGUCUACAUCCUGUCCUUCAUUGGUAUGCUGGUGUUCACCUUCACUCUGGACCUCAACAGUAUCUACCUGGUGUUCUUCACUGCCGGCGUGCUGGGGUUCUUCAUGACUGGUUAUCUGCCGCUUGGAUUUGAAUUUGGGGUUGAAAUUACGUAUCCUGAAUCGGAAGGGACAUCUUCUGGUCUUCUUAAUGCAUUUGCACAGAUCUUUGGGAUUAUUUUCACGUUGAUCCAGGGAAGACUAACAACAGACUACAACCCCCUGGCUGGGAACCUGUUCCUCUGUGUCUGGAUCUUCCUGGGCAUCUUUCUCACAGCCUUAAUAAAAUCAGAACUGAGAAGAAACAACGUCAAUAUGGGCAUGGACCACAGAAAUCUUCAAGCAGUCCCUACCGAGUGCCCUUCAGACAAGCCAACCAAUGGCGUCAAGAUGGAAACUUCAGUCAGCUUUUCCCAUGAGACCUCACUUUAAUCCAAAAAGGACAGGGGGGUCAGGUCGCUCAACACUACUGAACAUUUCAGAGGCCUACAUUCAACAACAUUUACUGAGGUUACUUGAAAUCUCCUUUUCUUUGGAUUGUAUACUGUAAUGUGUUAUAAUGUUUGUACUGUAGUGGUUUUAGCCAAGCCAUGAUUUGUUUAUACAUAGGUAAACUAUAAGCACCUAAAUACACCUUAUAACUUCCAAUAGUCCUCUCCUUCUUUUGCUUGAUGAACCCCUUUUGUCUCUACAAUUGUCAUCAUUGCUGGUUCAUAAAGUGCUGCUUAUUUAAACUUAUUUAAGGCAUUAUACAAAACCAAAAGGGACAUAUAAUGUAGGAUCUCUGACCUGCCUUAGCCUGUGAGGAAGAACAUUGUUGUCAUUAUGGUGAUGUUAUUAUUGUGAUGCUGCAUUAUUUUAAUUGCAUGACAUUGCAGUUUAACAGUGCCAGUUUUGUUCUCUACGACAUGUCAGCCAUUCAUACAAAUAUGGACCAAAUAUGACGCACUAAGAUGCACAAUGCAUAUGACAAAUGUGCAACAUGCACAAUCUACAUUUCAGUGUAUUACUUACAUGCAUGCUUUUGAAAGUGUUAAAAUGUUGACAACUUUGUUGAAUACAAGGCACAGAUAACAGUUCUGCCGAGAUAGGUAGCUAAUGGUAUAGCAGCGCCACCCAGAGGGAUUCUGUGGAAAUACUAAGGAAGCUGUGUGGAUGAUGAAGCACAAACAGGAGUGAUAAUGACUGCAGCGUUACAAUUAAAAUAGCUCCAAACCUUCACAGUGGAUUAUAUAGCUCAAACUGUGGCUAUAAAGACUAUGCACAGUAGGUGGUCUAGUGGUUAGAGUGUUGGGACGGUAACCGGAUCAAAUCCCUGAAUUGACAAGGUAAAAAUCUGUUGUUCUGCUCCUCAGCAAGGCAGUUAAUCCUCGGGUGCCAAAAACUUGGAUUUUGAUCAAGGCAGCCCUCCCGCACCUCUUUGAUUCAUAGGGGUUGGGUUAAAAGCAGAAGAUACAUUUCAGUUGAAUACAUUCAGUUGGACAACUGACUAGGCAUUUCCCAGCACAUCUCUAAACCGCUAUAUUUUGGCUCUUGUAUUUCCUUUGUUUUAACGGGAAUAAGUAAUAUCAUCCCAUCAAUAAUCAGAAGAUCCAACCCAUAGGCGUUUCUGCUAUCUCAAAAACAAUUUAAUGUUUUUAAAUGGUUGCUUCCUGCAGGAUAUGUCCAAAUUAGUGCUUAUAAUUAUGAAUAUUUGCGUAUCAAAUGUUAUUAUUUAGCUUCUUAUGACCGUAGAAAAAAACAUUUAUUUGGUUGACAGAUGUAUUCCUCUCUUUUCUAGCGUUUUAUGUAGUUCUGAAUAAUGAUGAAGUAACAUUUCUCUAUUAACAUUCAUAACAUUUCCUUGCUUUUUUCUAAAUUUGAUAGUUCACUUAUACCAAUGUAGUUAUUUGUUUCAAUUAUUUAUUCAUCUUUAUUUCAAUGUAUUGCAUUUACCAAGACCAUUGAAUUGAAUCAUUGUUCCCAACUGAAAAUGAGUACAUCCGGACCUUGAACUAUACUUACAGUUUUGUUCAAUACAACAUAUGGCUUUGACACACCACUGUCUAAAGUCUCGACAGCCUGAUUUAUAAUUUCGCAAAGUAAUCCACAGUAUAGUCAAUGCCAACACUGUUACAAUGCAGCUGCUAUAGAAUGUGUCUUCUGCACAAUCCCUUCAAGGUGCCCCAGAGUGUACUCUAAAAAUGAGGUUUUAGUUUUGCCUAGGUAGUUUGUCUUUGGGCUUUUGUCGGUGGUAAGGAGUCGCAUGUGUACUUGCUUAUCUGCAGAUAAUGUACUGUGGCAAUCAAAACAUAAAACACAGAGUGUAAACAAUACAAUACAAUUAUUUUUAGCUCAGCUACUAUAGUCAGUGGAUGUUGUAAUUCUGUAUAUGUUUUAUUAAUUGUAGUCAUGAGGUGUCACAGAAGACUUUUAGCUAAUGACCUAGAUAUUGUAAUAAUAGUGCCCUCAUGUGGUGACCAAUACAUUUUCAUAAGCAUAUGGUGUAUUCUAAUAAUGUUUUGUGACAGUAUUCUAAGUGAUUGAAAUGCUAGCAUUUAGGUUUUCCCAAUACUGGAAAACGUGUAGAGAAAGUUAGACCAAUAGAGUUGGAAUAUGCGUUUGGCUGACAUUGUCCAGAAGAGGGCGUAUUUGGCAAACUAACCUGUUA